Podospora anserina S mat+ is the source of this 918-nucleotide messenger RNA. RefSeq lists its product as uncharacterized. The record is from RefSeq and is a predicted model, not a curated record. NCBI's taxonomy places the organism in Eukaryota, Fungi, Ascomycota, Sordariomycetes, Sordariales, Podosporaceae. The coding region runs from base 1 to 918 and encodes 305 amino acids. The transcript is spliced from 2 exons.
AUGGCAGACAAAAUUUCUGACACCGAGGCCCCCUCGGGGAUAACAGCCUCGCGUCUUUUGGACCAACUCGAGUCGCCCCUGUUUGGCAAGCUACCUGCCGAGUUGCGAGCUGUCAUCUAUACCGAGAUCUUUGGCGGUCAACGCAUCCAUCUAAAUUUCACAACUCACCCCAUUCGCGCUGACAGGGUAGGUCUCAGGAAGCGCUGGCGCCACGCCAUCUGUGAGCAGCCAGUUGCUGGCCCCUUCAGCGAGGUUACAUCACGCCAGCAUCACUGCUUUCUUGCCAGUCGCCGACGAGUGCUGGAUAUCAACCUUCUCUUCACUUGCCAGCGAGUAUUUGAAGAAGGGAUUCCCAUACUGUAUCAGUCCAAUACCUUUCACAUCGUCAACAUUGGCACCGAGAGGCUUCCGUCAGAUGAUCUGCGGAGCCUUCAAGUAAAAAUACCCAAGAAUUGGGGGCUCAUCAGAUCCUUGGAGUUCAAAUGGGAAGUCAACAUUUUUGAUCGGAACCACCCCAGGUUUGUUCCGCAUCACUGGGGGCGUGAUGGCUACGAAGCAUUCUGGGACGGUCUCGCCGAUAUGCCGUUACUGUCUCAGCUGCGUAUUUCCAUCAUCAUGCCGCAAAUCCUCAUGCUCGCGUCGCCUGAGGAGCUUCGAAAGCUUUAUUUUGAGCCUAUAACGCGCCUCAAGCAUUUACGGAUAUGUGAAGUGAUCCUACCGAGAUCGUACAGCUCGCAUUUUGGCAUGAGCCCGGAGGAUCAGCGCCUUCCUAUUGAUGGAGAUGGCGAUUACCGCAUCAGCUGGGCCACUGUUGAUGAUGGACGUCCACUGGCUGCUGCAGCUGCCAACCCUGCGUCCAUUCAACUCCUGCGAACAGCUACUUCCCACACACUGUCAGCGCCUCCAGGCUGGUCAUAA